AGUUUGUUUUUCCAGAACUUCCAGCCGAAAUUGAAAAUCAGAUCAGAGGUAGCUGCUAGGAAUGAGACUAUUUGGAGUCUGCUUUCGUAAAUCUAUUUAACUAUGGAGUCGAGUCCCUUAGACUAUGUAGCACAGGCCUGCAUGGACCUGACCGAGGCCAUGGCAGCGGCGGGAUCCGAAGCCGACCGGGAUGCACUCAUUAUCAGCCAUAUAAAAAAAGUUUGGGCUGUUGUACCUCCUGUAGAAGACUUCAAGAAAAACUUGGAGUGGGUGAAUGUAUCAGAGCCACUGUCGCUAACCCAACACUGUUCGGAGAAGAUUGUGGUCUUGGACUUUUGGACAUAUUGCUGCAUUAAUUGCUAUCAUGUCUUACCAGACCUGGCUCAUAUUGAGAAGUUACACAAAGUAGAAAAUGGGCUGGUUGUGAUUGGAGUCCACUGUGCAAAGUUUAGUAAUGAGAAGGAUUCGGCAAAUGUACUAUCGGCGGUGCAGCGGUAUGACAUCCACCACCCAGUGGUGAAUGAUGCUGAUAGCUCUGUGUGGGAGACCCUUGGGAUUCGCUGCUGGCCUACUCUUUUAAUUCUAGGUCCUGGCAACAAGCCAAUGUUUGUCCUGACAGGUGAAGGGCACCGUGACGAACUUGUAUGGUUCGUGGGCGCAGCGCUGCGACAUUUCACUGGCAAGAUCGCUACUACUCCCCUACCGAUAGGUGUCUCUAAGCAUCUGAAGGCGAAAGCUGAUGAUGUGCUGCGGUUUCCUAGUAAGGUGGCCUUGAAUCCAUUUUACAAAGGACGUUCAGAAGAGCCUUUCCUGGCGAUCGCAGAUACGGGAAACCAUCGAGUAUUGAUAACGGACUGCUCAGGGGUUAUCCUGAGAAUUAUUGGAGGUCCGGAUCCUGGUUUCAAAGAUGGAAAGUUCCACGAGGCGGCGCUAAAUUCGCCGCAGGGCGUGUGCUGGUUGCUCGGCAGUGUGCUAGCAGUGUGCGACACGGGCAACCAUGCGCUGCGGGCGCUGCAUCUCGACGAGGGCACCGUGGAGGUGCUCGCGGGCAGCGGCACGCAGGCCUCGCACGGCGACCAGGGUGGCAAAUGUCUCGGAUUCCAAGCGCUUUCUUCACCCUGGGAUGUGGUACUAUACCGCACGCCUGACAUGGACAUGUCCGUACGGCCGCUGCUGCCUCCGCCGCCGCCGCCGCCCGGGCAGGCCGCGCUGCCUAAAGAUGAUAAGGAGGAGGAAAAAGAUAAGAAAGAUGAAAAACGUCGAGUACUGCUCGUGGCUUGCGCGGGUUCGCAUCAAAUCUGGGCGCUGUUCUUGGACACCACUAUUUGGUGGAAGUACAAAACUUUUACUGAAGGUUUGUGCGUGUGCAUCGCGGGCUCGGGCGCCGAGGCGGCGCGCAACAGCGCCUACCCCAACACGGCCGCCUUCGCGCAGCCCUCCGGCCUGGCGCUGAGGACCGGUUCAAGUCCUGAGGUAUUUAUUGCGGAUUCGGAGAGUUCUUCCAUAAGGAGGCUCGCUCUUUCCACGGGACAGGUCUCCACACUCUGCGGCGGCGACAGAAACCCUCUGAACCUGUUCGCAUUUGGAGAUGUAGAUGACAUCGGCCAAGAGGCGAAACUCCAACACCCGCUCGGAGUCGCCUACUGCGAGUCGAACAAAACCCUCUACAUAGCCGACUCCUACAACCACAAGAUAAAAAAAGUCGACAUCGGCCUCCAGAAGGUGACGACCCUCUCCCCCACUAUGAUCGAGACCACCGACCCCGUCAAGUUUAACGAACCUUCAGGGCUCUCAGCCAGUGCCGAUGGGAAAUAUCUCUACAUAGCGGACACCAACAACCAUAGCAUCAAAAUCCUCAAUAUAACCAAAAACGUGUGCCAAGAAUUCAAAGUUCGACUUCCAGAACCCAAGUUCACGGAGCCUGAGAAUUUAAUACUAUACAAAAAUGAUCUCUUCGUCAAUAGGAAGUGCGGUAACCUCAUUAUUUAUUUCAACGUAAGUUUAGACGCGGAGACGAAGAAUGUGAACUUCACGCCAGGAGCGCCGCAGAACUGGCAUGUGUGCGUGCGGGAUGACAACAAUAAAGACGUCACCUUAAACGAUUUCGAAUUUGUAGACUGUCCACAUAAAGGGACUAAACUACCCGGCAGAGUGGAAAUGAAGCUCAAACAUAGGACCAGUAAAACUCACUAUCGCCUUUACCUGAGUUUCCAGACCGCACUCUGCGAUGCGACAGUUUGUUUCUCUCACGCGUUCACCAUCAGAUCGACGAUCCUCGUGCGGGAUUCAGUAAAAAUGGUCGAGUCAUACAAAAUCACUUGCAAAGUGAACCCAGUCAAUCGGAUGACCGAUCGGUCGACCAAGCAGCCAAGAAAGCCUCCAACAAAUGACCUUGAUGUAGAAUAGAUAUAUUUCUAAGAUUACAUUUCACAUCUUUGAACAAAACGCACAUAUGUUAUUUUUAAGUUUAACCCGGUAACUGAGAUGUUACGUAUUUUUUUACGCUAAUGAAUUCUGUGAAUGUUGUUGAUUUAUCUAAUUAAGAUUACAUUUCGUAUAACAAAUUG
Messenger RNA from Leguminivora glycinivorella, 2567 nucleotides. Its product is annotated as NHL repeat-containing protein 2. The record is from RefSeq and is a predicted model, not a curated record. The transcript has 11 exons. The coding region runs from base 103 to 2406 and encodes 767 amino acids. Gene Ontology annotation, molecular function: protein binding. Lineage: Eukaryota; Metazoa; Arthropoda; Insecta; Lepidoptera; Tortricidae.